This is a messenger RNA of Nerophis ophidion (straightnose pipefish), 3001 nucleotides long. It is a transcript of the gene tmem87b, whose product is annotated as transmembrane protein 87B. The transcript is spliced from 19 exons. Gene Ontology annotation, biological process: retrograde transport, endosome to Golgi. The record is from RefSeq and is a predicted model, not a curated record. Bases 71 to 1753 code for a protein of 560 amino acids. Gene Ontology annotation, cellular component: membrane; Golgi apparatus. NCBI's taxonomy places the organism in Eukaryota, Metazoa, Chordata, Actinopteri, Syngnathiformes, Syngnathidae.
CGCCUCGUUAAGGAAAGAAUUUAUAGUCACACGUCAUGCGUUUCGUUUAGACAGCGCAGCAGCUGUAAGAAUGAGUACGCGGGCCAGGCAUGGGUUAUGGACACUUCUUUACAUACUUGUACUUAUUGAUACAGAAUCAGCGGUGGCAGCGCCAGAGGCAGGGUUUUGGAAAACCACCGCUUUAAGUACCUCAAGACCGCUGCUGUUAAGGAAAUCCAUGUACAAAGACACCAGCAUUGAGUUGAAAGUUGUGUCAUUUGGCUGUCCUGAGGAGGUAACUUUCACCAUUCAUUGGUAUCUGAAGUACUACCCCUGUCACAACAAUUUCAAUAAUAUUGAAGAAAUGUAUGAUCGAACGCCACUGAGUCGCGGGCUGAGCCUGGAUCCAAAUCCCAGUGUACAAGGAGAGUACAUUGAGCACAAACACAAGCCAAUAACAUGCAACAGUGACCUGCGCUCCUUCCCAAUGCUAAAAAAAGCAAAGGCGGGGCCACUUCCUGUGAGUCUACCAGUUGAGGGACAAGUGUUGGAUGCGAGUGAAAUCAGAUGGCUUACCGAGGAGUAUGACAGCAACACAAAGACCAACAGCAGUGCAAAUGUCAAAGACAAUGUCGUAACCUCCACUUGGAAAGAUGGGCCUUACCUACUGGUGGUGAAGAUUGAGCCAAGUAAACAAGAUGCUAACUGGAAUUUAACCGUGACUGUUGUGAUGAAAGGAAGCCAUGGCUACAUAUCUGUCACAGAAUACCCUCUCAUGAUUUUCUACAUGAUCAUGUGUGUGGUCUACAUCCUGUUUGCCCUGCUCUGGUUUAUGUGGGCCGCCUGCUACUGGAAAGACCUACUGAGAAUCCAGUUCUGGAUCGCUGGGGUUAUAUUCCUGGGAAUGGUGGAGAAGGCGGUCUUCUGCGCUGAAUAUGAAAACACCAACACUGUUGGCUCUGCUUCUCCAGGCCUGCUGAUCUUUGCCGAGUUGGUCUCUGCUCUCAAGAGAACUUUGGCCAGAUUGCUUGUCAUCAUUGUCAGCCUUGGCUAUGGCAUUGUUAAGCCUCGAUUGGGAACAGUAAUGCACCGAGUUGUUGGUCUUGGAAUUCUUUACUUUGUCUUUGCUGCCAUCGAAGGCGUGCUGCGAAUAACCGGGGAUCGGGACAACGGCCCAGCUCUCAUUACAGCAAUUGUUUUGGCUGUGUUUGACUCCAUCAUCAUCUGUUACAUAUUUGUCAGCCUGGCUCAAACUAUCAAGACUCUUAAACUGAGGAGAAACCCAGUCAAGUUGUCCCUCUACAGGCACUUCACAAACACGCUAAUAUUUGCUGUGAUUGCUUCCAUUAUUUUCAUGGGUUGGACAGCAAAGAAAUUCCGUCUAGCAGAGUGCCUCUCGGAUUGGAUUGAGCUGUGGGUGGAAGAUGCUUUCUGGAGGUUUUUGUUCUCCCUCAUUCUGCUUGUCAUAAUGUUUCUAUGGAGACCAUCUGCAAACAACCAAAGGUACGCCUUCACGCCUCUUAUGGACGACUCAGAUGAUGAGGAAAUUGAGGAAUUUAUCGCCUCUUCAAAUGGUGCUGAUGGCGUUAAACUGAGAGCUGCAAAGAGUGACACCAAUGGUGCUGUGAAAUCUCCAGAAACAAACACAGAAGACGACCUAAAGUGGGUUGAGGAUAACAUUCCUACUUCUCUCGCUGAUGUAGCUCUUCCAGUCCUUCUUGACUCCGACGAGGAAAUCAUGACGACCAAGUAUGAGAUGUCCAAGCUGGAGUGAGGUGACACCUUACUAUUUAAAGCCUUCCGCAAAGGUAGUGGAGAACAAAAAAUAGGCGGCUGCUCGUGACCCUGCUGUCAAAAUCAAAUGUGCAGAAAUAGGUGUUAUUUCUGGUGGCGGGCCAUGGCAGAGCUCUAGGGGGAGCCUGUGCUCAUUUCCUUCUACUUCUACCAUCGAAAACAGCUGAAGAAGAAUCAGUUUAAGCCUUCUUUUCCAAAGAGAUGAACUACUUUUAUAUUAAGUGCUGUAUUUAUUUCCGUUAUGUUGAUAUGGUGUUUUUUUUAUUGCAAAUAAUAACAGUGGGCCUCAUGCAUGAACAUACACUGUCUUGGUGAGACUUUCAAAUCACGCUUAUAUAUAAAGGUGGAGCGGAUUCAAAAGCUUUUGUAAACACCAGAACUUAUUUAUUCAACUUUCGCAUUACAUUUACAAAGUGGGACUUAGGAAAUAAUAUAUGAAAUAUUAGUGUGAAGACGCUGACAUGAACUUUGGAAAAGAACAUUUUGCUUCUAUGCAUUUUGGCCAUCAAAACUGUGCCUACUUGUGUGAGGCCUGAUGUGAUAUUCCAAAAGUCACAAUACUGGUGUGUAUGUGCGUGUGUGUGUGUGUGUGUGUGUGUGUGUGUGUGUGUGAGCGCGAACAUGAUCAACGAUCAUUAGUACAAUUUAAAAUGUGUUAAGUAUAGUAUAGCCUUGAGGGGGUCCUGGUGUAUGUUUUUGGAAAUAGGCAGCAAUACUGUGUGUUAAUAAGGAAUUGUGUAUUUAUUUGUGUUAAAAGUGUACUUAUGUUGGCCCAUGUUUACUAUUGUUGUGUUUACAUUAAUGUAUUCUUCAGAGCUGGACCAAUUUCAUACUGUACUGGGAAAAACGGCAAUUUGUUGUUCUUUAUUGACCAAGUUUGCUUUGCACACAGCACUCUUGGAUGUUGUCGUAAUUGUAGACUUGGACGCUGUUGACGUGUAUGAUGAUUGCAGUGGUUAGCACAAGCACCCCAAGAGGAUUAAAAUGUUUCAUGAUUGUUUCCAUGUCAAGGGUUGUAGGAAGUAUGGGAUGUGACAUGUGUUUAUCAUGGCGAGUGGCCGACUUUGUUUAACGUCAUAAUUCAGGAGGUGUGUGGGGUUACACGUGUCAUUUUUUUUUCAUGCACAUUUUUCUCAAUGAUUCAAAUGAGAUUAUAUGCAGGAGUAUGUUUGUUUCCUGGGCUGUAAAUUGCUCCAUUAUGGCAAUAAAAUGAAGUUUUUUAAACAAA